Messenger RNA from Ictalurus punctatus (channel catfish), 4086 nucleotides. RefSeq names its product bromodomain containing 3b (gene brd3b). The record is from RefSeq and is a predicted model, not a curated record. Gene Ontology annotation, biological process: chromatin remodeling; regulation of DNA-templated transcription. NCBI's taxonomy places the organism in Eukaryota, Metazoa, Chordata, Actinopteri, Siluriformes, Ictaluridae. The coding region runs from base 505 to 2628 and encodes 707 amino acids. Gene Ontology annotation, cellular component: chromatin; nucleus. The transcript has 12 exons.
UGUGUGUGAGAGAGAGAGAUUGAGUGAGUGAGUGGUGAGAUUGUGGCAGUCGGAAAGCAGCUCGGUGUAUAAACCCCAUGCAGGCUAAAGGCCAGCAGUUCAUCAGCACAAUAUGGACCACAAUACUGUGCGCUAGUGCGCAUGGGCGGGCAAACACACACACACACACACACACACACACACACACACACACACAAACUACAGAGUCGAGUCAGCCGUGUAUUAUGCCGCUUCGAUGCAAUAAAAAGCUACCGGAAAAUCUGCACGGAAACGCUACCGGAGCUGCUUGGAGUGAAAGUAAUAAAGUGUAAAUACGUGUUUACGGUGAAUGUCUUUGGCUUGGAGUGGAUUUUCCGCUUUGAUGAGUGCUGACGCUCAGGUAUUGAGAUGGGAUGUGUGUGUCGAGGACGGAGUAAGGAGAAGAAAGAGGAACUCUGUAAUCACUAGAGAAAUACAUCCAGAUCCAACCUCAGUCGAGCCACAUUCUCCUCUCCGCUGUCCAUAAUGUCGGCGGUCACAUCUCCCAGCCAGGCUGCUCCCCCUGUAGUCAACCCCCCUCCACCUGAAGUGACGAACCCCAGCAAGCCUGGCCGAAAAACCAACCAGCUCCAGUACAUGCAGAACGUUGUGGUGAAGACACUGUGGAGGCAUCAGUUUGCGUGGCCUUUUUACACACCUGUGGACGCCAUCAAAUUAAAUCUUCCAGACUAUCAUAAAGUCAUCAAGAACCCAAUGGACAUGGGGACUAUCAAGAAGAGACUUGAGAAUAAUUACUACUGGACAGCUGGUGAAUGCAUGCAGGAUUUCAACACUAUGUUCACAAACUGUUAUAUAUAUAACAAGCCUACAGAUGAUAUUGUACUUAUGGCUCAAGCCUUGGAAAAAAUUUUCCUCCAGAAGGUAGCACAGAUGCCCCAGGAGGAGGUGGAACUGCUGCCACCACCUCCGAAAGGCAAGGCACGCAAGCCUGGUGCUGCCCCUGCUGCAGAAACUCAGCAAGCUUCGGCACUGUCCUCGACCUCCCCAUCCUCGUCAUGUCCGAGCUCUCCUCCACAGCCGCCUCAAACUCCUGUAAUCGCAGCGACACCUGUACCAACCAUCACCUCCAACGUCCAGGCUGUUCCACCGGCUGCACCCAUGAUCCCGAGUGCACAGCCUGUCGUCAAAAAGAAGGGGGUAAAGCGGAAAGCUGACACUACCACGCCCACCACCUGCGCCAUCACGGCCAGCAGAGGCGAGUCUCCCACUCCACUGCUGGACACCAAACACAGCAAGGUGAUCUCCAGACGCGAGAGCACCGGCCGACCCAUCAAACCUCCAAAGAAGGACCUGGAUGAUGGUGAACUCCUGCAGCAGGGGAGCAAGAAGAGCAAACUGAGCGACCACCUCAAAUAUUGCGACACCAUCCUAAAAGAGAUGCUGUCCAAGAAGCAUGCUGCCUACGCCUGGCCCUUCUAUAAACCUGUGGAUGCUGAAGCACUAGAGCUGCACGACUACCAUGAAAUCAUCAAGCAGCCUAUGGACCUCAGUACAGUCAAAAAAAAAAUGGACAGCAGAGAGUACCAAGACGCACAGAGCUUUGCAGCAGAUGUCCGGUUAAUGUUCUCAAAUUGCUAUAAAUAUAAUCCGCCUGAUCACGAGGUUGUUGCCAUGGCAAGGAAACUUCAGGAUGUGUUCGAGAUGCGUUUCGCUAAGAUGCCAGACGAGCCGGCUGAGCCCUCAUCCCCUGGAGGCACGUCUGCCACGGCAGUAGUAAGUAAGAGCACAGAGAGUAGUGAGAGCAGUGCCGACUCGUCCAGCUCCAGCUCCGACUCGGAGGAGGAACGAGCCACCCGCCUGGCAGAGCUGCAGGAACAGCUAAAGGCUGUUCACGAACAGCUGGCCGCUCUGUCACAGGGCCCUGUCAGCAAACCAAAGAAGAAGAAAGAAAAGAAGGAAAAGGAGAAGAAGAAGAAAGACAAAGAGAAGGACAAAGACAAAACUAAGGCCAAGGUGGAGGAAGAGAAGAAGCCCAAGUCCUCGCAGCAGAACAAGCCGAGCCAGCCGAAGAAGAGUUCAGCCAGGAAACCCAACAGCACGUCUACUACCAGGCAACCGAAAAAAAGCGCCAAACCCAUUGGGGCGAAUUAUGAGUCGGACGAGGAGGAAGCGCUUCCCAUGUCGUAUGAUGAAAAGAGGCAGCUUAGCCUAGACAUCAACCGGCUGCCCGGUGAGAAGCUGGGCCGUGUGGUGCACAUUAUCCAAUCCCGCGAGCCAUCGCUGCGUGACUCCAACCCAGACGAGAUUGAGAUCGACUUUGAGACACUUAAGCCGUCGACACUGCGUGAGCUCGAGCGAUACGUCAAGUCCUGUUUACAGAAGAAACAGCGCAAACCUUUACCGGGCACUGGGAAAAAGAGUGCCAAGACUAAAGAGGAACUGGUUCAGGAAAAGAAGAAAGAGUUAGAAAAGAGGCUGCAGGACGUGAGCGGACAACUGAACAACAACAAGAAACCGCCCAAAAAAGCAGAGAAGGCGGGCUCAGCGCCAGGGGGCGGGCCAUCUCGGCUGAGCGGCAGCAGCAGUUCUUCUGACACGGGCAGCAGCAGCUCCAGCGGCUCCAGCUCCGAGAGCAGCGACUCGGACUGAGCUCUUGACAUGUAAACUUCAACCUCCUUCAUUUUUCUAAUGAGUAGUGUUUACUGUCCUGAUAGUGUCUCACCUGAAGACCUGUUACAUACGGAGAUAGAAGCUAAAGACAGAAGAUAUUUUAAAAUAACCUGUUGUAGAACGCCCUCGGCUUGGAUAAAGACCUGUACGGAUAAAGAUAGCUGACCGUGGAACAGUGGCGGCCCUCACAGGGAAACACCUGGUCAUCACCAGGAAAGAUAUUUUUGUGGUUGUGGAGACUUUGAGUUGUUUGUUUCCCCCAGGUUCUUGCUCAGAAGAUCCCAAUGACAAGUGCAUAUUUAGUGGGCUGACAAACGCCUGGCCAUGUUUCAGUAAAUUAGUAGCUUCAUCAAGUAUGAAAGUGUGAAGGAGCAAGCAGCUAACUUUCUCUCUUUCUGCUAUGCCGGUCAUGUAAGCAUGACGUUUCAACUCAUUCCACAUUUCUUUUACAGAUAAUGAUGAUAGUUAUUGUUACCAUUUUAAAGAACUUAUUUAUUUUUCAUCUGGUAUGUUUCAUCUCCUGGUUUGCCAGGAGUUACAGAGAUAUCAAGAAAUCAGUGGAACUUUUAAAAAUUGGUGCAUCAUGACUAAGUGGAGUGAACAGGUCUGGGUCGUACCAUGGCUUACUGUUUUCUCCCCAAGUGUCAGUAAAGUUCAGAGCUGUACUUUGAGAGGUCUGUGUGUAGUCUGCAGUAGGUUCAGUUGUCUCAGCGCUGUAAUUUCCUUCUCACGGUGCGUGUUUCUCAUUCAGUAUUUGAUGUAUAAUUUUGUCUUUUGUUUUAACUACAUUAUACAUUCUCAAUAAUGGGUUUGUUUUUAUACAUUAUUUGAACAUACUCAACUUUUUUUUUUCCACUAAUGAUGUAUUUCAAUGAUGUACACAAUGUUUUUCCUACAGCCUCUGGAAUCUAUCAUAUGAAUCACCAGUGUCUUUGAUUGAGCAGUAAUUCACAAAACUAUUAUUUAUUAUUGAAGCAUAAUUGGCUGUCUGAGUCCGACUAAGAUCCCAGUGAAGAGCCAAUAAUAAACUUUUCCUCUUUGGCAAAGUCUCUAAUCCAGGAUGCUUCGCUCUCAUGUGGAAUACUAGUAGUCUGGUCCUCAUGGCUGUGUCCCUGAAAUAAAGAGGACAGUUGUCUCAUUCGCCUAUAAAGACAAACAGCAGUACUCUGUGUUAACUUCAGCAGGUUGUGUUUAGUCAUUUCCGAAGUAUUACACUAAUGACUUCUCUAUUUUAUGAAUAGCCUUUUUUUAAUCACCAUCUCUUUCAGAAUACUAUAUUAAAUGCUUUGAGUGGUACUUCAAUGCUGAACAAAAGUUGUUGGUAUAUUUUCUUGCCACAUCUUUGAACUGAUUACUGAACUCCUACAUAACCGAAAAACGUUAUAGACAUAAUUUCCUUUGUUUAGUACUUAAAAAAAAAAAAAAAAGUUUCAACAA